Molecule: messenger RNA, 1192 nt
Organism: Pterocles gutturalis (yellow-throated sandgrouse)
Lineage: Eukaryota; Metazoa; Chordata; Aves; Pterocliformes; Pteroclidae
Product: chromosome unknown open reading frame, human C6orf89
Exons: 7
Coding region: 15-983 (322 amino acids)
Cellular component (GO): Golgi membrane; nucleolus
Source: RefSeq, a predicted model, not a curated record
UUUCAUCGGAGGCCAUGGAGCUUUCAGCCAAUGAGCUCAGCAUUUAUGAUAAGCUGUCCGAGACGAUUGAUCUGGUGAGGCAGACUGGCCACCAGUGUGGGAUGUCAGAAAAAGCCAUCGAGAAAUUCAUCAAGCAGCUCUUGGAAAGAAAUGAACCCCAAAGGGGACCUCCACGUUACCCCAUCUUAGUGGCUCUCUACAAGGGCCUGCUCACACUGGGACUUGUCUUGCUGACUGUUUACUUCGUGAUCCAGCCAUACAGCCCGCUGCCGCCUGAAGCUCCGCUCUCCAGAGCCCAUGCCUGGGGCUCCCUCAUCGGUCACAUCCGCCUGCUCUCUCUGCCUAUUGCCAAGAAGUAUAUGCUUGAGAAAUGCCAGGACUGGUGGGCAGCAGGUUGCAGACAGAACACUUCUACGCUUCCAGCAAACUGCACAGUCUGUUCUGCUGUGAAAAGCCUUCAGAUAGUGACAGACUUCGGAGAACUAUCAGAAAAACUCCAGAGUUCUCAGCCUUUUCUAAUCAAGACAGGGCAGCAGCUCUCCUAUGAAGAACUGAAGCAUUUUCAGUCCCAGGAUCCAGAACUGGCAGAGGUUUUAAUAGAAGAAAAUUCAGCUGAAUUUUGGAGCUGUCCAUUUUUCUUUCCCUGGAACAAAUCUGUGAAUAAAACUCGGAUCCUGCAGGAAUUUUUCCCCACUUCCUCUUUCCUGUCCUUCCCCAAGACAGUGUCCCUGGAGAGCUGCUUCCUCAUCCGCCAUCCAGAUUUGGGGAAUAAGAGCUACAGUUUGCACAACCUCUUUGCUGUUGGGAGCGGACAGCUCACCCUGAUGGUGGUACCUCUGGACGAGUGCAGAGGUCACUGUGAGAUGUUCAAGGUGGAGCUGGAAGCUGGAGAUUUGGGUUAUGCCAGCGCAGAUUACUGGACGAUGAGCUUCAUGGCCAAAGGGACAGAGCCGGCGGUCGUUUGUGACGGACCUGCUAGCUAAGGACGGUGGGGUGGGACAUCAGAGCUGUUUCCAGGACAAGAAGACUUUCAGCUUUGAAGCCAAGGCAACGUCUUAAAAGCAAUCGAGCUGGGGUAACUGGGGCAGGCAGCUUUGCCACCCUGCAUGUUUACAGUGUUUAAAAAUGACUGUUUUCCUGACCUUUGAGGUAAUCCUUUGCCUUUCCUCAAAUGUAUUUUGGGAGAAGCUCA